Messenger RNA from Laetiporus sulphureus 93-53, 1185 nucleotides. Its product is annotated as alpha/beta-hydrolase. The coding region runs from base 1 to 1185 and encodes 394 amino acids. The transcript is spliced from 3 exons. Gene Ontology annotation, molecular function: hydrolase activity. The record is from RefSeq and is a predicted model, not a curated record. Lineage: Eukaryota; Fungi; Basidiomycota; Agaricomycetes; Polyporales; Laetiporaceae.
AUGGUCUUUGCAUUCCGCUACCAGCCUUUCAAGGCCAUCUACACGCUGAGCACCGUAGCUGGUUUGCUCUUGCGACUGCCCUAUUGGACGCUCAUCAAUCUCCUUCCGUCCUGGCGGCCUAGGACCACCUGGACCUUGGGCAGAGCCAUAUUCGUCAAUGUUUUCCAGGUGUACAUUGCUUACGUAUACGAGACGGGUAUCCCAACUCCUGCAUACCCAAAGGAGGAUGCGCCAGACGCCGCCACCACCGGUCUCGUCUUCAUCGAUCCCGUACCCACUGAGCUGAUCGUGGGCGAAGUGAAAGAGUUCGCACGCGUCAACAACGUUCAGCCCGUCAGGACGGCUGGUUUCUGGAUCGGACCGCGCGGGCCCAGUGGUGAAGUCGGCCAGAAGGCGUCUCCGGGAGAGAAAGUCAUCUAUCACUUGCAUGGUGGAGGGUAUGUUAUGGGGACGGCGAACCCGAGCAGUGUCAGCAUGAAGUACAUGUAUGAAGGCCUGCAGGAGCACCUGCCCAACACCCGCAUCUUCGCCCUUGAAUACCGUCUUUCGAGCGCCGAGCCGUUCGGAAGAGCCAACCCUUUCCCAACCGCGCUCAUCGACGCUAUUUCCGGCUACCGCUACCUGCUCAAGGUGGUCGGCUUCUCCGCGAACGACAUUGUCAUCGGAGGCGACUCGGCGGGCGGCAACCUUGCAUUCGUCCUCGCAUACUAUAUCAGCAAAUAUCAGCUACCGAGCCUGCCAGCUCCGCGGGGCAUGAUCCUACUGUCCCCGUCGGCGGACGCGGCGUUGACGCAUGUCGGACGUGAUUCCUCGAUGUACAAGCACUCACGAUCCGACUUCGUGGGCCCUAUCUUCCAAAGUGGUUACAGCAAGCGAGCGUUGCUUGGGUAUCUGCCCGACGAUGUGGCGUUGACGGUAUGGUUUUCCCCCGGAACGCUACACCUCGCAAUGACGAAGGACAUGUUCGCGAACCUGCCUAAGACGCUGAUGAUUACCGGUGGUGCGGAGAUGACCCUUGACCCUAUGCGCACGCUGAGGGACAGGAUGGUGGUGGAUAUGGGCCAUGACGCGGUGACAUACGUCGAGGCCCCCGAUUCGACUCACGACUUCCUUGUACUUCCCCUCCACGAGCCAGAGAGAACUGACGCUCUCCGAAUCCUUGCGGGCUGGGUGAACAGCCUGUGA